Drosophila bipectinata is the source of this 1607-nucleotide messenger RNA. RefSeq lists its product as uncharacterized. Lineage: Eukaryota; Metazoa; Arthropoda; Insecta; Diptera; Drosophilidae. The record is from RefSeq and is a predicted model, not a curated record.
UCUAAAUGGAAAUAGUUUAUUUUAAAGCAAUCAAAAUUAUAGGUUCUACUUAAAUUUUUGCUUAAAAAAACCCCUUUAUUAAAACCAUGAGUAAUAUCUCGGCUUUGAAGAAAAUCCAUCGCGUCCUGGUAUGCCUUUCGGAUACGAAGCGGCUCAACUACGUGGAAGAGAACCACUUGAACGGCGAGAUAAAGGUGCUGGACAACAAUACAAUGCUAGUACGGAUGCCAAAUGCAUCCAUAAAAAUGGAAAGCAUUGCAGAUUCCCCGCGGUACUAUCGACAGCUGGAAUUUGAUGCGAUUGGAUAUGAUUUCGAGCCGCAAUUGCGAUUGGAGUUGAAUGGGUUCAUGGGACAAAUGUUCCGCCAGCGCUGCCACGGAAGUCUACUGCGCCUCACGCCGCAAAAGGCCCACAACCCGAACUUGCUGACCCGUCUGCUGGUCACGGAGGUGGACAAACUGAUGGUGGAGCUGCGCUGUAGGAUAAGGGGCGUUAAUGUGGACUACUUUGAUGUGCGGAAGUUCGACAUGGUGAACCUUCUGGUGGACCCCGCGUCCGUGGCCAAUCGCCAGCGCCUGAUGCAAUCCGGAAAAAGCAUGCAGAGCACGAGGGAGCUGUUCCAGUGGUUGGUCAAUGAUUUUAGCACCAUAAGAGCCCGCGGGAUGGGCGAUGACUACCUUGAUUUUGAGUUUAUAUUCCGCGAUUCGCAACAGAACCAACAUAAGAUCCACCUGGCCAUAUUUCAGAUCUAUGGUAGUGAGCUACGACCGGAUGUGGCAGAGUUCUUCAAGACCAUACACCUGGGCAGGCAGGGCAAGAGCACUCUGCUCAAUGACUGCCUCAAGGAGUCCUUUGAUGCCAAAUGCCCCAUCCCGGCAGUGGUUAUGUUUGAACUGCCCAUGGCCCUUGAACUCGGCGAUACAAGGCGUAAAAUUUUAAAGCUGGCCGAUUCCGCCUACAACUCCUUAACGAAAUACCAAAAGCCGACAGUGCCACUAUUAAAGCCUGAACCCAAGCCCACGUCCCAUAGUUCCACUAGUCUGGGUCAAAUCAAAUCUGGGUCUGGGUCACGUAACUCGGUCAAAUCGGUACCAGACGUUUCUCUUUUUCACUGGCGGCGUACCGCCAAGUUCUCGGAGGAGGACUACAAUGGACUGGCCUACUGGUACGGCCGCAUCGACUCCAAGUUCACGGAGCUUAAGCUCGCCAUGGAACAGCACUUCAAGACCCUUUAUAAGAAGAAGCUAAGCGACAUCUGCAGUGAGUUGCGAUCCAUUCAAGAGGACAUGACUUCCGGACGUCAGGAUGACCAAUGCGGUGGUGAUGGAGAGCGAACGCAGAGGGACUCCGAUGAUGGCGAACCUUCCCGGGAGACUUAUGAGGAGUUACUCAAAACGUUUCAAAAACUAGCCGGUGAUGCCGCUAAAACGGGCUAUGCCUCCACCCUGAAGGUUUAUGUCAGUACAAAGAACUACGAGCUAUCCGAGGCGGAGAAAAAGCUCAAGCAGCAGGAAAUAGAGAACCUGCGGCUCAGCUUGAUUCAGUUCAUCACUGCCCAGGAUUCGAAAAAUUCCGAGGAAUAGCAGUUUAUGUAGAUGGCACUGGAG